AUGUCGUCCUGCUUUCCCUUACGGAUAAUCUUGGCUCUCUUGUUCGUGCACUGUCUACCAAUCAAAUCAUAUGCUGCUGCACUGCGGCAAACAGGCAUCAAGGUUUAUUCUAGGCAGGUCGGGAUGGAUAUGCCAAGUGCGUGGAGCUUCGUCACGCGCAGCAACCCGGAUGGAGCUCGACCUCUGAUGAGCUUCGCGGCUGACUGUCACCACUUCGGUCCCUUUGACAACUUCCUUUCCUUCCUAUGA
This is a messenger RNA of Pseudocercospora fijiensis CIRAD86, 249 nucleotides long. RefSeq lists its product as uncharacterized. The record is from RefSeq and is a predicted model, not a curated record. NCBI's taxonomy places the organism in Eukaryota, Fungi, Ascomycota, Dothideomycetes, Mycosphaerellales, Mycosphaerellaceae. The transcript is spliced from 2 exons. Bases 1 to 249 code for a protein of 82 amino acids.